Messenger RNA from Coccidioides immitis RS, 1049 nucleotides. RefSeq lists its product as uncharacterized. Lineage: Eukaryota; Fungi; Ascomycota; Eurotiomycetes; Onygenales; Onygenaceae. The transcript has a single exon. The coding region runs from base 13 to 789 and encodes 258 amino acids. The record is from RefSeq and is a predicted model, not a curated record.
AUACAUUUUAGGAUGACCCCGACGACCGAUUUUGACCUCCAAACCGCCCUCGCCGCUUGCCAAGACAGUCCUCCUGCACGAUGGGCAUUCAUUCGCCAAUUCACCCGCAGCUGGGCUUCGACGGGCACUCUUAACAAUACCCAGGCGCCAGCAGACGCCAAUUCUACGGAAAUAGGCUUAGCAGCCGGAGAGCAGCGACUCAAGCUCACACUUCCGCCCGCCCUCAAGGAGGCAUACAAACUACUCGGCCACCGACCAGAUCUCACCUCCAACCACGACAGGUUCCUCGCCCCGGAGGAGCUAUACAUCCACCAACACACCACCACCAACGACAUCAGCGUCCUAGUCUUCCGCACCGAAAACCAAAACGCUGCAAUCUGGGGGAUCAAGAUCUGCCAUUUCUCCAACCCCGAUCCACCGGUCUUCAUUCGCCUGGGCCUAUCUGAAGAGGAAGCCGAACAAUGGCUCCCGUGGACCGCCACCUUCUCAGAAGCUCUGGUCGAGAUCAUCCUGAUCGAAUCGAUGUUCGACCCCACCGCUCUAACAUACAUCAGCUUUGAAGAAUGUGGUAGAUCGGAACUCGAAAAGAGGUUCACGCCACUUCCAUUCCCCCGCUAUUCUCCAGAGUCCGGAAAUACGAUUUCUUGGUUCACCCAUGGCCCCAACCUAUUGCUUCGUCACGACGGAUCGGAGGUCAUGAUCCGCGCCCGCACAGACGACGCGGUCCAGCGGCUGACGGAACAGAACCCGGAUUUGUUUUCAAAUCUGGUGCCAAACGGAUAUAUCUAAUGUGCAAAGAAACAGAAAAUAAAAAUAAAAAUAAAAAUAAACAAUAAAAAAUAUAUUUCAAAGCGGGGAUCAAGAUUUAAUCAUCGCUAUUUCAGGAUAUCUGCCAGAUGUGUAUAUAUGCUUUCUCGUUCUUGAGGCCAUUAAUUCCGUGCUGACGAGAGGGGCAAUGAUCUCCUUUCUCUGUAGAUAAAUGGAGGGUACAUACAUGCAAAUCUUAAAACAAAAGAAACUCCUGGAGUGCAAAGAAGUGCAGGAUGGCU